Molecule: messenger RNA, 4008 nt
Organism: Acanthaster planci (crown-of-thorns starfish)
Lineage: Eukaryota; Metazoa; Echinodermata; Asteroidea; Valvatida; Acanthasteridae
Product: histidine--tRNA ligase, cytoplasmic-like
Biological process (GO): mitochondrial translation; histidyl-tRNA aminoacylation
Cellular component (GO): mitochondrion; cytoplasm; cytosol
Molecular function (GO): ATP binding; identical protein binding; RNA binding
Source: RefSeq, a predicted model, not a curated record
AUACGGAAAAACGAGUUGUUGUUGACAAGAUCAAAAAGCAAGGUGAAGUCGUGAGAAAGUUAAAGGCAGAGAAUUCAGACAAAGACAAGGCCUAACCUACAGUUUUCUUUCAUCUCUCUGCCCAAACGGAUCUCGCCUCUAUCUCUGGUCCCUGUCAUCCUGUGGAACGCUCUUCCUGCCUUGGUCUCUCGUUGUCUCUCUCUCUCUCUCUCUCUCUCUCCGUGUGCUGGCUGUUUGAUGCUGCCUGUGGUUGUUUCAUUGGAUUAUCACCAUGGCAUUGACCUGGACCAAACUCAUGUUUCUGCAUCGACUGGGUUGCCGGUGGAUUCCGUUUCCCAUGGCUGGGCGCUGCAUUUGCCACGAUGCAAAUAAUCAGAUCGCUGAAGAGGUUGCCAAGCUUCUGGAACUGAAAGCCCAACUUGGAGAUGAUGCCAGUACUCAAAAGUUUGUCCUCAAAACCCCGAAGGGGACCAGGGACUACAACCCCAGGCAGAUGGCCAUCCGUGAGGGCGUCUUCAAGACGAUAGUGGACAGCUUCAAGCGUCACGGUGCCGAGACCAUCGACACGCCCGUCUUUGAGCUGAAGGAGACACUGACGGGCAAGUACGGGGAGGACUCCAAGCUGAUCUAUGACCUCAAAGACCAAGGAGGGGAGCUACUGUCACUGCGAUACGACCUAACGGUCCCUUUUGCACGAUAUCUGGCCAUGAAUAAAAUCAACCGAAUCAAGCGUUUUCACAUCGCCAAAGUAUAUCGCCGUGACAACCCUGCCAUGACGCGUGGAAGGUACAGGGAGUUCUAUCAGUGUGAUUUUGACAUAGCUGGCCAAUACGACCCUAUGAUACCUGAUGCUGAGUGCCUCAAAAUUAUCCACGAGAUUCUCACCAACUUGGGCUUGGGAGAAUUUGUCAUCAAGGUCAAUCACAGGGAGCUUCUGGAUGGCAUGUUUGAAGUCUGCGGGGUACCAGCAGACAAGUUCCGCACUAUAUGCUCCUCUGUUGACAAACUAGACAAGACCUUCUGGGAAGAUGUCCGGGAAGAAAUGAUCGAGGAGAAAGGUUUGGACCCCAAGACUGCCGACAGAAUUGGUCACUACGUCAAGAUGAAAGGCAGCUUGGAGCUGGUAGAGCAACUGCUGCAGGACCCAGAGCUACCCAAGAGCAAGGCAGCCAAGGAGGGACUGGAAGGCAUGAAGACCCUGCUGAAGUACUGUCAAAUCUUUGGAGUCCUUGACAAGGUGUCCUUUGACCUUAGCCUGGCCAGAGGGUUGGACUACUACACAGGGGUCAUCUUUGAAGCUGUGCUGAAAGGGUCUGAGUUAUUGCCCACCAAGGGUGGAGAGCAGGUGGGAGUGGGGUCGGUCUCGGGAGGAGGGCGUUACGAUGGCCUGGUCAGCAUGUUUGACCCCAAGGGCAAGCAGGUGCCCUGUGUCGGCCUGAGCAUUGGCAUCGAGCGGAUCUUCUCCAUCAUGGAGGCCAAAGCCGAGGCCAACGCCGAGAAAAUCAGGACCACAGAGACGGAAGUACUGGUAGCCUCUGCUCAGAGCGGCAUGCUGGAGGAGAGACUAAAACUCUGCAGGGAAUUGUGGGAUGCUGGAAUCAAGGCAGAGAUGGUCUACAAGCGGAACCCCAAGAUGCUGAACCAGUACCAAAUGGCGGAGACCACCGGCAUCCCCCUGAUAGCAGCCGUGGGGGAGGCAGAGUUGAAGAGCGGAACCGUGACCCUGAGAAACACAGAGACAAGAGAAGAGGAGCAGAUACCCAGAGCUGAUUUGAUAUCUGUCAUCAAGGACAGGUGCAGACAGAAACCAUCUUAAGUGUUCCUCCUAGAGUUUAAGCUGUGAUGGGCAUCAAGUUUCAAUUGUGUUGCCCUGGAAACUGUUAAAGCUGACAUCUGCUGUGCUUGGUGCUGGUGAAGCACAGCGGAUCACUCAGUGUGGAGCAUCUCACCUGAAGUCAAACAAAUAUGUCUGGAAUGGAAGAGUUGUUUAGGAUUCCAAAAUUCUGUUCUGAAUUCUGCAAAAUAAAUGUUGAAGAAAGAGUUUCACAGUUUGAAAUGAAGUCAUUACAACUGUAGUGUAGAAGCAUAAAUAUUAGACGCAUCACAUAGGCCACAAGAUUUGCUAAAAUAAUAUGCCAGUGGAAUAAAGCUCACCGUUAAACGGGAUAGCAAUGCUUUCAGUUAGUCAAACAAGCUAAGGCUGGACUUAUAUAAUCAAGAACGCAUUCAACUGCUCCCAUCUAUUCUUUCAUUUGGUACUAUCUGUAAACAUAAUUUGACAACUACAUCACCUGGUUAAUAUUUUUUUCUUUCAAUUGAUCAGAAAAAUAUUUUCAUUUGGAAUUUUAUCAGUUCGCAUUUGUUAUCAGUUAGCACUUAUCUACUUGUGUGCCAUCAUUUUGCUUCUCAAACCAUCUUGUCAGAAGUACAAAAGCCACAUUGUCCCAUCUGCCUUACACUGUUGGAAAACUGACUUACACAUGUGGCUUGUUACAUUUUGUAUUUACCCAGGAAGACUUUUUACUUUCUUGACAUGUUAAGAGAGAUUAUUCAUGCUUUGGCCUUUCCUUGCCUUUUUUUUCUAUUAAGUGCAAAGUACUCAGGAGUUUGUUGCUUAAUCUCUGAAUAACGCUUCUGUAGAAAAAGAAAAUUGUCAUGCAUUUAACAUGGACGUUUCAGCCAAACCUGUUUGAUGUGUCUUUGUGAUAGAUUAGAAAAAGACUGAGGAUCAUCACAUGAUUUUGCUGUAUAACCUGUUAUGGUCACAUUCCUUGUAUGCUUUCAAACUUGACCAAAGAUGGCAGCCUAUUAGCAGGGCAGUGAAUUUGAAAAAUUCAGUGAUGUGCACCAUUUGGGAAUCGUUUAGAGGCCCACCGUCUUCUGGUUACCUAAAGUCAGUUUCAAAAGGUUAUAUAUACUCAGAAAUGAUAUCAAUAAACUAAAACAACUAAGUUUAGGGACACCCAAUAUGUUGUUUUUUGUUAAUAUUUCAGAGAUGUGGGAGAAUUUGAUGUCUUUCAAAUGGAUAUACCGCAUUUUGGAAAUUAACGCUUCAUAGUAUCCAUCUUUCUAACAAGUGUCAUGUUGGAUGUGAAAAGACAUCCAGUUUAACUCUUUCACUACACAGUGAUGGAUUUCAUAUUUCCUGUUGUCAGAAUGAUUGGACAAGUCACAAGUGUAGUGUCCCAGCACCUCCCAUUAUCGUAAGUUGAUUCCAAUUGAAGAUAAAUUUAGUUUACAAAAAAUGCUCAGCAAGUAUAUAUGUACAUAUAUACUUUUUCACUCUAGGAAGAUUCCACAUUCAGUCCCAUUACCAUGUUCCCACAAAAUUAGUUUACGUAUUGGGUUAUGUGAUCACUUAAUCUGACAUUAAAAACUCCAUAAAAAGUGCAGUAUGCUUAUAUCACAGCUCCCUAUAUUUUGUGGUUGUAACCAACAUCUAAUUGUUGACUGUUGGAGUUGUCUGAGAUGCGUUUGGUGAAUAAGCACUUGGUAGCUCAGUGUAUUUCAAAGUGUACUUCAAAUCAUGAUUCCAUUGAUUAAAGUUCCAGUUUGGGAAAUUUUCAUCCAGCAGUGCAAUUACCGUCAUUAAAGAAGUGAGAAAACAAUGUCAUUACCUAGAAUGAAUUCAAAUUGGAACACCAGAUUGACUGAAGAAUGUAACCUAUAUGCAUCUUGAAAGUGCUUCGCUCAUGUUGUUUGAGUAUCAAUUUAUGUCUCCGCCCUAUCAAACUUUUGUGCAGUAUAUUAAUAUUGAUAUGUCAUGAUCUCGUAACUAUUCUGAUAAUUCUGUUAUAAUUUAUUUACAGCUAGCUGUGAGGCACACUGACUGUACUUAUAAUAGAUGUCAAGACUAGAAAGUGUACCACCAGGCCAAAGUGUGAUUUACCAUCUCCCUCAUUUGGGGUAGGCCUGUGUAAUAGCAGGUUUUUGUCAAAGAGUGUUCUAGUACACAGAAUAUGCUUCAUGUUGGAAAUAAAACUUUUCAUUUUGAAAGGCUUUGAAACA